This is a messenger RNA of Cataglyphis hispanica, 3013 nucleotides long. Its product is annotated as putative sodium-dependent multivitamin transporter. The record is from RefSeq and is a predicted model, not a curated record. The coding region runs from base 193 to 1998 and encodes 601 amino acids. The transcript is spliced from 9 exons. NCBI's taxonomy places the organism in Eukaryota, Metazoa, Arthropoda, Insecta, Hymenoptera, Formicidae. Gene Ontology annotation, biological process: sodium ion transport; transmembrane transport. Gene Ontology annotation, molecular function: symporter activity. Gene Ontology annotation, cellular component: membrane.
GAAGUUGUUACGUAGUUUAUUUGUAAAGUUAAUUAUUACUUGUUACGUUUCUUCUACUUUAUGUUAUGAAAGAAAAAAAAAGUAUAUCGCAGUACCGUUUAUCUAGAUUCCCGCGGGGGAAUACGUGUCAAUUGAAAGAGUCAAUAAUUAAAUGAGACAUGAUUGCUGAGUAACAAUAAAUCUGAAAACAUUAUGGCAGAAAUAAAAACCUUAGGAUGGGCUGACUAUCUUGUUACAGCAAUUAUGCUGUUCAUAAGUGUUGGAAUUGGAAUUUAUUACAGAUUCAGUGGAGGACGUCAGAAAACUGUGGAGGAAUACUUUGUUGCAAGUCGAUCAAUGGGCAUUGUACCUGUUGCCAUUGCUUUAGUAGUAUCUUUCAUGUCUGCUAUCACAUUGCUUGGUGUAUCCGCUGAGAAUUACACAUAUGGGACACAAUUUGUUGCAAUAAAUGUAUCAUAUUUAUUAGGCACUCCGAUUGUAUGCUAUGGAUUCUUACCAGUAUUCUUCAAAUUACAAGCGACUAGCGCUUAUGAGUACUUAGAAAAGCGUUUUGGAGUAAAAGCUAGGAUGAUGGCUAGUUUUGUUUACUGGAUUCAACUGCUUUUGUACUCAGGAGUGGUACUUUAUGCUCCUUCUUUAGCUUUGGAAGCAACAACAGGAAUUUCUAAGACUGCUAGUAUUAUUAUUAUCGGUCUCGUCUGUGCUUUUUAUUCGAGUAUAGGCGGUAUUAAAGCCGUACUGAUAACUGAUGUGUUUCAAGCUUUACUUAUGUUUGCCGCUGUAUUUAUUGUUAUUGGUACAGCCGCUAAUGAGGUAGGAGGCCUGGAACAAAUAUGGGAGAUAGCAAAGCAGGGGGAACGAAUCGAGUUUGAUAGCAUUUCUCUAGAUCCAACAGUAAGGCAUACUUGGUGGUCUCUUAUCAUUGGUGGUUUAUGUACAUUUUUAUCGCUUUACGGAGUGAACCAAGUACAAAUACAACGUACAUUAACUGUAAAAAAUAUACAAGCUUCACAAAAAGCCUUGUGGCUAUCUUGGCCUAUUCUAUCAAUCCUUUCAAUUACAACUUGUUUCUCAGGAUUGGCAAUAUACAGUAAAUAUCACAAUUGUGAUCCAACUCUCCAGAAAAGGAUUUCAUCGUCUGAUAUGCUUAUGCCAUUAUAUGUCAUGGACACAUUGUCCAAUGUACCCGGUCUACCAGGUCUUUUUAUUGCGGGUAUCUUUAGUGCAGGGCUUAGCACAAUUUCUGCAGCGUUAAAUUCUUUGGCAGCAGUAACGUUAGAGGAUUAUAUGAAACCUCUAUACAGAAAGUGCACAGGGCGUGAAUUCUCUCCUACAAAGUCAACCACUAUUGCUAAAGUGCUUGCUUUUAUAUUUGGCAUUAUUUCCAUUGCUUUGGCAUUUUUAGCGCAAUUAUUGGGUGGAAUACUUCAAGCUGGCUUAACCAUUUUCGGAGUAGUCGGUGGUCCAUUAUUGGGCGUUUUCACGCUUGGCAUGGGCACCGAAUUAGCGACGGAAGGCGGUGUGAUAAUUAGUGCUCUUAUGGCGCUUUCGUUUUUGUUUUGGAUUGCUUUCGGUCAACCGCGCCCGAUGCCACCAAUAUUGCCAACGAGUAUCAAAGGUUGUGAUAUAAAUAAUACUUUUGUGAACGCAACAAUAUCUGAUUUAUCAAACGUCACAAACUUUUCCAAGAGCACUGGCGACAGUUCGUAUUUUUACUUGUAUCGUAUUUCAUACAUGUGGUAUGCUCCUCUUGGAUUUUUAAUAACUUUCUUCAUUGGUCUGUUUAUCAGUGGUUUAUGUCGUUUAUUUUUCAAAAAUCAAAACGACAAUUUAGAUCCUAAUUUAUUCUUUCCUGUGAUAGCGCGACGUAUACGUUAUAGGCGACAAAGAGAAGCAGAGAGCAGUGAUGUAGCUAAUUAUACAUUACAGAGAAAGUAUUCUUUUAGCAAUGCGGCCGACAAGAACGACAAUACUGAUAAAAUUUGUACAAAGCUUUAACAAUUUAUAAUUUAAAAAGAUUAAUAAGUGUUAGACAUUCCAUAUCAGAAAAGUACAUGGGAGGAAAACAUAGAAAUGAAAAGCUAUUUUUUUGUUAUAUCAAAGACUAUAUAAUGAUUAUUUUUUUGGAAACUAGAUUUUAUCUAUUAUAUUAUAUAGUUAAUUAUUUAUUGUGAGAAAAUUUGCAUCUUAUUCACAUUUAAUAUUAUUUUAAACACAAUCUUUUAUAUAAAACUCUAGAUAAUUUUGUUUUGUAUUGUAUUGCAACAAAUGUCUUCCAUGCUGUGUUUACACUGCCAGUGUUUACUAUCUAUAAAUAGAAUUUUUGUACAAAAAAAAAAACAGUGCAUGCAUUAUGCUAAAAUUUUAUAGCAAAACAUCUCUUUGCGUGAGCGCGAAUCAUAAUAGCUAUUUUUUUUACAUUUAUUAUAUUCAUAAAAGUAUUAAAGGAAAAGUAUCUUUUAGGGAAUCUUGACAAUAUCUUAAAUGGUAGAAAAUCAUUCUUAAAACAUUAUACGUAAUAGCAGCUAUAAUAAAGUUUUCAGAGGAAAGAGUUGGGACAAAUUUUAUAUUUAGUAUUAAAUAUAACUAUUUUAAAAUAUCAACAAUUUUGAUAAGAAUUUAUAUAUUUUUGUUUGAACUGUUAUGUAGGGCAUCAUUACUUCUGUAAAAUAAUUUAAUUUUAACAGUUGUAUUUAUUUAUACCGAAUUCAUUGUUAUUAUUGCUAUCAGUAUUUAAGAAAUUGAAUCAACGAUAACCUUACAAAGAUUUUUGAGAAGAAGAGAGAAUUUGUAAAUACUUGAAAUUUUAUUCUAAAGAUUUACAAGAACGGUAUCUAUUAGUUAUUUUAUAGAGUUCUAUAUCAUGUUUGUUAAUAUAUAUUGUAAAAGUUUAGAAAAAAUGUAUAAUAACGAUAAAAAUCGAUACUUAAAGAAACUAAUCAGCGACGUGUAUUAAAAGUGCAGUAUUUGUUUGAAUAAAUAGUUUUAAUUAUAUUAAAAAUACUAGUUUUUA